Molecule: messenger RNA, 1221 nt
Organism: Cyphellophora attinorum
Lineage: Eukaryota; Fungi; Ascomycota; Eurotiomycetes; Chaetothyriales; Cyphellophoraceae
Exons: 1
Coding region: 1-1221 (406 amino acids)
Source: RefSeq, a predicted model, not a curated record
AUGGAUGAUCAGAGCGUGCUGCCGUCCGUCAAGAAGCCACAGCAGCUUGCGAAGUCGGCUCUCGAGGUACCGAUGGAAUCAAGGUAUAUGCCACCGCCGUUAUCACCACGAAGGCUGCCACAAGAACCUGGAGCCGGAAACGCCGACAAUGCGGAAACGCAAUCCCGAUCGACUAAGGCAUCCAAGAGCGGCACCAAGCGGACUAGCUCCGAGUCGAUAUCCUGGCUUGACACGAUCGAUGAUGAAUCCCUCAAGUCGCCCAAUCCACCGUCAUUGAGCCUAUCUGCCGUACAUACCCAGCCUUCUAAUAGCUCGCUUGCCAACGAGAUUGAGGCCGAAUUCGACGCCGCACUAAACGCCGCAGUCGAUGCUGCUUAUGACAGUGAGGACAUCGAAACCGAAGACACCCCGAAAGUGUCACAAAAGGCGCAUCUGUUCGACAUGAGCAGCACAGUCCCCAAAAUGCAAUCACGGGAUCCGAUGGUGGAAGGUCGAGCUCGCGCCGAUUCCGAUGUAGAAGCGCCUCAAGAUUAUUUGGACGAGGACACCACCGAGGAAGAGGAAAGAUUGCUCGACGAGAUGACAGACGGAUAUGACUUUGAUGACUUCACGUUUGACUCGAAGUCCAAAUCAGCACUACCAAGACAGUCAGAUUCAAGCACUUUCUCUGGCAGAACGCAAUCGAGCUCCAACCAGUCAACCACAUUGACAGCCGCCACGAAUUUAAGCACCCUGAACGAGGACACAGAGCUCACAAGGACAAGUCCCUCCAAAGAUCCGACUCUGCCACGAGCUGCUCAUGUAGAGACAUCGCCGUCAAGGGCUGGUGCCGUUACGUCACCACAGCGAAUCGAGCGUUUGAGUGCCGUCACGCUCCGAGACCGAAGGUUGUCUGGACAGAACGCGCUCAAGAUAGAGACUUAUGCGCCUGCGAGAGGCACCGCGCAGUUCAAGGGAGUUCCCAAGCUGGACAUCCCAGCUCCUGACAUGCAGAAACCUCUGCCAAUGCCUGGCCCACCUUCAACAGGAACCGUUCCUGUCACACCAAAGCUCGACUCACUCGAACGAGACACUUCCCAGCGAGUCUCCGGCAACUCCGGCUCUCACCCAGGAGGGCUCUCGUCACAGCACCGAGUCGAAUACUGUUCCUCUUUCUCCCGCCAAGUUGACAAAAACAAUGCCACCAGUGACAGCGAUGAGGAAAAAUCUCUCUUCGACUAG